Chanos chanos (milkfish) is the source of this 2094-nucleotide messenger RNA. RefSeq names its product sphingomyelin phosphodiesterase 3 (gene smpd3). Gene Ontology annotation, molecular function: sphingomyelin phosphodiesterase activity. Lineage: Eukaryota; Metazoa; Chordata; Actinopteri; Gonorynchiformes; Chanidae. Gene Ontology annotation, cellular component: cytoplasm; extracellular region. Bases 1 to 2094 code for a protein of 697 amino acids. The transcript is spliced from 7 exons. The record is from RefSeq and is a predicted model, not a curated record. Gene Ontology annotation, biological process: sphingomyelin metabolic process.
AUGGUCCUACACACCGCCACGUACCCAAGUGCCUUCCUGGGCUGUCUUGGAGGCCUCUCCUGGGCCUGCAUCUUUCCCUGCUACUGGUUGUUGGACCGGCUGUUAGCCUCUUGCGUGGCUACAUCUCUGGAAAAGCGCCGGCGCUCGCAGGAUCCCUGCUCCUUCCCAGCUCUGGGUGUUUUGAUAUCUACUCCUCUCUACUUGCUGCUCCUGUUGGCUUCCCUGCCCCUGGCCCUGUUGGGCUUCCUGUUCUGGGCUCCCUUACAGACCUGCCGUCGGCCCUACGUGUACACUUACCGCUGGCCCGACAAAAACCGCACUGACCAGCAGGGGGCACCGGCAGCACUUUCUGACUGGCGGCCGCAGGGCCGUAGUUUCUGCUUUGGCAGUGCCAAUGUGUGCCUGCUUCCAGACGGGUUGGCACGCUUCAACAACCUAGCGGACACGCAGAGGCGCGCGCGCGAGGUGGGGAAGCGUAUCCGCCACGGAGCCAGCCGGCCUCAGAUUAAAAUUUACAUCGAUUCCCCUACGAACACCUCCAUCAGCGCCGCCUCCUUCAGCAGCCUGGCAACGCCUGGCGCUGCCGGUGGGUUCCGCCGCACCUCCUCCCUGGAACAGCGCCCAGAACCUGAGUCUGAGCUGCCAGCAGACUGCCCAGUCCACCAGAGUGUGCCCACGUCCGAGUGUCCGGUCCACGGUGCUGGGGCUCACCCCUCGUCAGAGUGCCCUCUACAUUCCACUAUGACAGCAGAGAGUACUCAAGACUGCCCCCUGCAUGGGGUAGCAGACCUGCCUAAUUCCACCGAGUGUCCCAUGCAUUCUCACACAGCAGGGGAAGGCCAGCAGACCUCGGAAGACUGCCCCAUCCACCCAUCCAGCGUUCAGAUCAGCAUCAGCGCUCCCGAGCCAGAACCAGAGUCAGCCGAAAAUGCCGACCCAGCCGAGAACCACCGGGCCAGCGAGGGUGACCUGGCCAGCCUGGACAGCCACACGACCUCCCGGGAGUCACUGACUCGUUUCCAUGCCAACGAUGGAGGGGGCGGCGGUGGGCCCUCGCCCUCCAACAACACGUUGUCCCACCGUACCUCGUUCUUCAAGCGUUCAUCCACCUCCGCCGGCCGCAAGAGACGCCACGCCGACGAGACCUUCGACCACGAGAUCUCUGCCUUUUUUCCGGCCAACUUGGACUUCCUGUGCCUGCAAGAGGUGUUUGAGCGGAGGGCUUCCGACCGAUUGAGGGCUCAGCUGCACCGGUACUUCCCGUACGUGUUAAGUGACGUGGGUCGUUACGCGUGGAAAGGCUGCUGUUCACGCUUCAAGUUCCUCAACAGUGGCCUGCUGCUGGCCAGCCGCUACCCUAUUCUGGAUGCUCACUAUGAGUGUUAUCCCAACGGGCGAGGAGAAGAUGCGUUGGCUGCCAAAGGAGCACUUUUUGCUAAGGUGCAGGUGGGCACCUCCCAUCAAGAACAGAGGGUUGUGGGAUACAUAACAUGUACUCAUCUGCAUGCUAUUGAAGGUGAUGCGUCUGUGCGUUGUGAGCAGCUUGACCUGCUGCUGGAGUGGGGGGCGGAGUUUCGUAAAGCCACGUCACAGCCGGAAGGGGAGAAGGCUCUGGAAGACCUAGUGGCCUUUGAUGUCGUCCUCGGCGACCUCAAUUUCGACAACUGCUCCUCAGAGGACAAACUGGAGCAGCAGCAUGCUCUGUUCACCCAUUUCAAAGACCCAUGUCGUAUUGGUCCUGGAGAAGAUAAGCCAUGGGCUUUAGGUACCUUCUUGGACACAGAUGGUCUCUAUGAUGAGGAGGUCAGUUCACCAGAAAGCCUACAGAAAGUCAUGGAGAAUGAAGAGGGCAGGAAAGAGUAUUUGGUUUUUCCCACAAGCAAGAACCAGUGUCACAGUCAGAAAGGUCGGAAGAUACCAUUGAAGGGGAACGGGAGAAGGAUCGACUACAUCCUUUACAGUGAAGAGGGGUUGCAACAGGAAUGGAAAGUGGACGUGGAGGAGUUCAGUUUCAUUACCCAGCUGGCGGGACUCACCGAUCACCUCGCCGUAGCCAUGAGACUGGCCGUAUCCACUGGGGAAGAGGAGCCAUAG